CUCGGUGUAUAAAAGGCUCCUCGUUUCCCGCCAUGAUCCCCGUCCUACAGCGCAACUUUCCUCGGCACAUUCAGCCACACCAUCCGCCAUGAACUCCUCCCCGCUCUGCGCCGAACCCAGUGUGGCAGCUGCUGCCCUUGUCGCUUGUGAUGAUAUGAGCUCGUUCUUCGCCGCGUGCGACGAGUUCUAUCCGACCUUCCUUGAUUCCUGGAUCCCCAAUGACGGACUCGCCGACUGUUUCCCUCUUGCCGAAGGUUCACCGACUCAGGAAAGUGGUACAUAUGCCCAAGCAACAUACAUGCAGGCCACCUCUUCCUCGGAUCACUUCAACCCUCCUUCAAGUAUCGACUCGGACUUCAACUGGGAUCUCCUUUGGCAGCCAUGCCCAAGCGCUCCCUCGCCAUUCGAUAUGUUAUACGCGCCUUCGCCGUUGGUGACAGACUCUCCUCUCUCCUUAGCCUCUCCCAUGUCGAUGUCAUUCCCAGCCCAAGGUACUCCAACGAUCUCCCCCGCUGCGCUAUCACUCUCCCCGGUGGUCCCCUACAAUCCUUCGUGGCAGGCACCCACACCUGCGGCUUCUCCUGUUGCAAGCUCACCUGGUGGAUCAGAAGGCCCCGCAGAUACGGUUGAAGAACUAUCCUCCACGCUUAUCCAAAUCAAACUGGCCGGAUCUCCUGUGACUGACCACAACAUCGCGUCUCAUUUCCAUGGAGAUCAAAAUGAUAGUUCCAGAGGCGAUAACGAGGACAUCCCAACAUCUAGCCGCUCCAAAAAUCGGCGCUAUUCCCCCUACUCCCGGCCCCGUCGUUCCAAGUCACCUAAAGGCCACCUGGGUUCUGCAGGGCCCUCAUUAGCCCCGGCCGCCCACACGCGCCCAGCCAUCCCCGAGUCCAAUCCGCGGAACUCCCAAGUCGACAUCCCCGAAGAAGCGUUCUACUUUGCACUGCGCAAGCCUUCGCGCGGCUGCCCCGCCCAUGGCUGCGGUUACGUCCCCGCGAGCGGACGCGCGCCGGACCUGAAACGCCACAUGCAGACGCACGAUGCGCGCUGGGGCAAGAAGACCUGGGUGUGCUGCGGGCUGCCCAUCGCGGUCGCGCGGGACCGUCACGGUUGGAAGGAGGGCGGCUUGAAGGCGUAUGAGUAUCGCGGUCGCGAGAUGGUUGGAGGGUGCAUGCGCACGUUUAGUCGUCGGGAUGCGCUUGUGCGUCAUUUGAAUAACCAUGAGUGCUGGGGCGACGUUGAGCUGACGAAGAUGCUCAGCCGGUGGCAAGGGUAUCUGCUGUGAUGCGAUGCAGCUCUGCUCAUGCUGGUCCUUCCGAUUGAUACCGUUGUACCGGCGCACCUCUCAGUACACCAUGAAACUCUCUAUUUGACAACUUCAUUGUUUCCCUGACAUUCUUCCACACUCAUUAGACUUAUUUGCUUACCAUUCUCAUGUAUACCCCCUUCCAGACACUCCAGUAUCAUUUUGUACAUGCUGUAUCAAUACUUUCU
Laetiporus sulphureus 93-53 is the source of this 1494-nucleotide messenger RNA. RefSeq lists its product as uncharacterized. The record is from RefSeq and is a predicted model, not a curated record. NCBI's taxonomy places the organism in Eukaryota, Fungi, Basidiomycota, Agaricomycetes, Polyporales, Laetiporaceae. The transcript is spliced from 3 exons. The coding region runs from base 89 to 1285 and encodes 398 amino acids.